UAUCGUGACAGCCGAGAAAUAACUGCGCCAAAUCUCUUAAGCAGACAGAGAACAUUAAUUGAUGGCUUCAACACAUCGAGCUGAUGCGUCAGAGGACCUUCACGACUCCUGGGUGGAGCUGAAUAACUCAGGCCCACAGGAUCCCCUGGUGCCACAGUCUAUAUAUAAUGGAAAUCUGGAAAAGCUACUUAUAGAUGCUCAGAAGGAAUCACGCACACCCUCACGUGCCAACAGUAAAGAAUCCUCUGCCAGGGGGAGUCCGAAGAGCCCACACAGUCCAAACAAUGAACUGGCAACACAGGACUCUGACAGAGACCCAGGGACAGACUGGAUCUGGGAUUGGUCCAGCAGACCUGAGGCUCACCCUCCCAGUGACUGGAAUGGAAGAUUUAAACAUCGCAUUUGUCGGGAAAAAAUGACUUCAAGGAAUAGCCGAGUAUCUAAGAGUGGUGUGUUUACCAUUGACAAUCUGCCACAACUACUGCUUACACAUGCCUGUUCAUUUUUCCUGGGGGCCGCCGUGAUGUUUGUAUGUCUGAAGAGGUACUGCAGUUGGACCACAGUUGCUUCCCCUGCCAUGGAUUAAGAUAUACAAAAAUGUAUCACGGAAUUGCGUUCAAGAAAAACAAACUUGUUUCGACUUCAAAGUUUGGAUUUUUAUACCUGGAUGAACAUCCCCAGUCAAUAAAGUAGACAUCGCCAGGAAGCAUUCCCUCUCUUUGUCAUCAGAAAUCAAAAUGUUACCGUCACCCAUGAUGAACAUGUGAUAGUAAUAGAUCAUAAUUACCUAUGUGUUGUGUUAGGUAUAGACUAUUUUUAUUGAAUAAUAUUAUACUGUAUUGAGCUUAUUACAUGUAUGUGAUAUACAGUUUUCCUUGUGUUUAGAUCAGUCUGGGCUACUCCUUAUAAUCAACAAUGUUUGAUUCUGUAAUACUGUUUUCCUUGUGUUUAGAUCAGUCUGGGCUACUCCUUAUAAUCAACAAUGUUUGAUUCUGUAAUACUGUUUUCCUUGUGUUUAGAUCAGUCUGGGCUACUCCUUAUAAUCAACAAUGUUUGAUUCUGUAAUACUGUUUUCCUUGUGUUUAGAUCAGUCUGGGCUACUCCUUAUAAUCAACAAUGUUUGAUUCUGUAAUACUGUUUUCCUUGUGUUUAGAUCAGUCUGGGCUACUCCUUAUAAUCAACAAUGUUUGAUUCUGUAAUACUGUUUUCCUUGUGUUUAGAUCAGUCUGGGCUACUCCUUAUAAUCAACAAUGUUUGAUUCUGUAAUACUGUUUUCCUUGUGUUUAGAUCAGUCUGGGCUACUCCUUAUAAUCAACAAUGUUUGAUUCUGUAAUACUGUUUUCCUUGUGUUUAGAUCAGUCUGGGCUACUCCUUAUAAUCAACAAUGUUUGAUUCUGUAAUACUGUUUUCCUUGUGUUUAGAUCAGUCUGGGCUACUCCUUAUAAUCAACAAUGUUUGAUUCUGUAAUACUGUUUUCCUUGUGUUUAGAUCAGUCUGGGCUACUCCUUAUAAUCAACAAUGUUUGAUUACCUGUAAUUCUUUGCUACAUACAUUUCUAUUUAUAUUUGUCUUUGAAAUAGAAAAUUCCCCAUUUUACAGACGCACAAGAUUGUUUACUACAUACUGUUCUUCUAAAAAGUGUGAAAUUCACAUCUUGAUGUUGCCCUUUUUCUCCAAAACUGAAGAAAAAUUACACAUGAUUAAUUACACCUGCCAGUUCAUCAUAAGUGGUAUAGUAUGAUUUUGUUGUAAGGUCUUGACAUAGCAAGAUAUGAAAUUUCAACAAAAGUAUUUAGCUAUGGAAUGUGGUUUCUUGGUAUGAAAACACAUAUUACAAUAAUUCAUCCUUCAAUUUUGCUUUCUGAGAACAUAAGUUUUGUUAAUAUGUUGUUUAUUUCUAAGUGUUAACACACAAAGAAUCAGCAUUAUCUAGUUAUGUCUUGUUACUUGUUUAAUUUUUAGAUUGUCAAAUUUAAAAAAAAGUAAUGUUAAAAGGCGUUGUUUGAUAUUACACAUAAAAAACUGGUGAUGGGAAAUAAUUGUUUAUAAAUGAUUGUUUUCAUGUAGGUAGGGAUUGAUUUCAUAUGUUUGGAGACAUACAUUUCUAUCAACUAAAAAAAGCUUCAUAUACAUAUUUUAAAAAAAAUAGAAAAUUCAAUUCACUGUUAGAAAAAAUAUAUAGAAUUGUUUUAUUGAUGUUAUAUGUUAAAGAAAAUCAAAUACACACUAUCAAUACUAGUCAAAUUUCAUUAAGUCCUUUCUUUAUCUUACCUUUCAUUUCAUGUUCAAAAAAUGGAGACUGCAAUGAUGUUUGUUAUCAUAUGAUCACAAUCAUAACAAUAUUGAUGUACUUUUAAGCACUUACACUGAAAAAGACAAACUUACGUAACAAAUUGUCAUUUUUCCAUAUUCAGGUGAUUGCUAGCCAUAAAUCAUUUAUUGGACAGUGAAGCAGUUUUAUCAACAACUAUUUAGACCUAAAGCGGCUUAUUUUCAGAAUGGUAGAAAAGUACAAUGGAUUCAAACAAAACUGAUUCUAAAGAAAAGAUACCAGAACGAUUUUUGACAUCUUUUGCACUGAAAAUAAAACUGAUGCUGAUUGAACGUUUGUAAGAGGUUUGUUGAUAUUGAUUGAUGUACUGAUUAAUAAGUCAAAUAAUAUAUUUUACAACACAAUUUUUUAAUCCAUGUUUCCUAAGUUAUGUAAUGAUGUCAUUUCUCAAGCAAAGAAUUACAAGAAGUGUUCUUAGUAAAAUUGAUGGAUAAUUAACUAGUACAUCUCCAUGUUGAAUGUCAAAGACAGAGUCACUUUGUGUGAUAAUUUGAAUGUAUAACAGUACGUUAAUUUCCAGGAUAAAAAUCCAUUCCUGCUCACUGGUGUCAAAAAUGGGUCAUGUACAUGUAUAACAUAUGAUACUCUAUACAGGCGCUACAAUUUGCAACAUGGCUCUAAGAUAAUGAUCAUUAUUAUAGUUUAACUAUAGUUAAAAGAUCCUGGCUAUAUGCAUGUAUCUAUCUGUCAAAUUUCAAAUUCAAAUUGUCUACAAAUUCACAAAUGAAUAUAAAUACAGUGUACUUCCCUGCAUCUUGCCUGAAAUCUUGAAUGUGACAAAUUUUCGUGAAAAUUCCAGAAGAAAUCUAUAUUUUUUUCUUAGUUUUGAUAAUUACUAAUUUUGUAAAUUAAGUUACAAACUGUACCAGGUUUUAUUCCAUGAUGUAACAUUAAUUUUACUGAGUUUGUUUUAUUUACACGGUCAUUUAGCUGUACAGUUACAUAUUAUCAGGAGCCAUUGUUACAACGAUUAGAUAGGCAGUAGUCUGAAUGAUUGGUUGCUAAUUUGACCUUUACAUAUUGACCUUUAAACUCAUCAGUUGGUAUGAGUCAAUCAAAUGUUUGAAAUUGAAGUAUUUGAUAAUUCUCAUUUUUGAACAUUUUGGAAAUACAUGUAUUUUAUAAAGAAUAACUUUUGAAGCUAGAUUUUCAGGUCAAAAGUACAUGGUAGAGGUCAAUUGCAGAGGUCAAAUUUCAUAAUGUGAGAUCAUGGAAAAUUGUCUGUGUUUAUCAAAAGAAAAAGUGUGGUAGCUAGUCUAAGCAGUAUUAUCUCUGAAUUGUCUGAAGAGGGAUUGUCUGAUUGAGUUGUUAAGUAAUAUACAGUUGUCAUGAAAACAGUUUCUACAGAGGAGUUGUACUUGUCCAGGUGAGGUUGAAUUCAAACUUUCGUUAUUUUUAUCCUGGCUACCACUAAUACAUGUGAACUAUCAUUCAUGGAUAUGUAUAUAAAAGAGAAGGUAAUGUUAAAGGGGAAGUGUUUGAUAACAGGAAUUUAUUUGUACAUGAAGAAUAUGAUGUUUUGUAAAUUUAUUUUUUUCUGACCUAUUGUCAGAAUACAUACAUCUUAUAUGGAAUAACACUUUUUUGUAACAAGUCCACCUCAAAUUGGCAGACAAAGAUCACCAGAUCAGAGAUUUGUAUUUGUGUAAAAUCUUACUUAGAAUUAGAGGUACAUGAUAAAAAAAGGAGUUUAAAAUGUACUGGAAGGUGAUAUCAUUUCAGUGUGAUACAUGUCAUUAAAUAAUAAGGGAAAUAAUGUUUAAGGGCAGUAAGAGGUUAAAUCAGUCUUGGUUUGGACUUCAUGCAUACCCUAAGGUAGAGACACAUACCCUAUGAUAGAGACACAUACUCUAAGGUAGAGACACAUUCCCUAAGGUAGAGACACAUACCCUACAGUAGACACAUACCCUUAGAUAGAGACACAUACCCUAAGGUAGAGUCACAUACCCUAAAGUAGAGCCACAUACCCUAAGGUAGAGAAACAUACCCUAAGAUAGAGACACAUACCCUAAGUUAGAGUCACAUACCCUAAGGUAGAGCCACAUACCCUAAGGUAGAGACACAUACCCUAAGAUAGAGACACAUACCCUAAGGUAGAGCCACAUACCCUAAGAUAGAGACACAUACCCUAAAUUAGAGUCACAUACCCUAAGGUAGAGCCACAUACCCUAAGGUAGAGCCACAUACCCUAAGGUAGAGACACAUACCCUAAGUUAGAGUCACAUACCCUAAGGUAGAGCCACAUACCCUAAGGUAGAGACACAUACCCUAAGGUAGAGACACAUACCCUAAGAUAGAGACACAUACCCUAAGGUAGAGCCACAUACCCUAAGGUAGAAAUCACGUAUUCCCCUUUACUUACCAAGAAAGACUCUAUCUUUAGUCUUGUCUACUCCUUUGUGCAAUGAUAGUCAGUUGAAUCAAGUGGUGCAGAUAUGGCUUCUUGUUGUAUGACAUCUUGAAGUCAUGUUCUUCAACAAUUCUACAAACUGUAAAAUUGAUUGGAAAUUUUCGCUUCAACAUACUUGUUUCAUUUCUUAUUUUUAAAAAGAUUCUGUUUUGCUGAUUUGAAAGGUGUAAAAGUCUCAGACUUGCUAACUUGGAUUGGUACAUGUUUGACUGUAUCAGUAUUUGUGAAUCAGUUCCUUGAUGCUCAGUUUUAAAAUGACAUUUGGAAGAUUAGAAAAUAUGACAUAUGACUGUUUUGUUAUUGUAAUGUGCAUACACAGCAUAUUAUUGUAAGGAAAGGUUCCUCUGUUACUUCAUCUAAUGUGACACGAAACAUGUAAGUGAUUAAUUAAUCCUGUUUUAUAGUAACACUGCAUAAUUUGGUUUAGACUUAUUGAACUAGAAAAAGGAUGGUUUUAUAAUCAACAUGUUGAUACAAAACACAAGCAUUAUGCUUGUCCCCACACAGGAGGGAUUUCAUGCAUAACAUAUUGAUUUUAUGAAAAAUGAGAUUAAAUACUGUGAAAUAAAAUUAUGAAGCUAGUGAAUUCAAAAGAUUGAAAGUGAAAUGCAGCCAACUUACAGCAAUGUGAAUUUAAUUUCAUUACAAUUUUAAACACAUUUAUGCACACAUUUUCUUAAUUAAAUGUAGAGAGGGAAAAGUAUAAUUCAGAAUGCUUUUUUAUUGCUAACAUUAUUUGUGGCAUAGCACAAUUUUAAGGGUGUUUAAGAUUUAUUCAUUAAUAUUCAUGUUGUCUUGCUGUAAAGGAAAGAAAUGUUCAAUUUUGUAAGAAAGCUAAAACAGUCAAUGAUAAUUAUAGUUUUGAAAUGUUGAAAUUGAAGUAAUAGUUGUAUAUCUCUUUCCAUUAUUAUUGUAGUGAUAGUUUGUGUUGUGGAUUACCUCCCCUGACGAGAAGGAAUCCUUCACAUAUUGGUGUAGAAUAAAUUAUAUAUCUGUGUAUAUAUUAAGUAUUUCAUCUGUGUAGUAAGCUAUUUAUAGAUAUAGUAAAGGUGUAUGUUUACUUUUGAUAAGCCCAUGCUUGUACUUCAACUUGUUUCUCGAUUUUAACAGAUCUGAUGUUGAUGGGUUAACGGAUGUGAUGGUGGGAUGUAACAACAAUCAUCUUUUUUUUUUUUUAUACAUAUGGGCUUAUCAGAAAAUAACAUCAUAUUUAGUGAUUAACCUUAGCUAUUAGCAUUUAAUCUUCAAACACUAAACAUUAAUUGGCCAUCAGCAUUGGACAACAUAAGAGCUAGUUUUCAACAUAAAUCUAAAUUAGAAAUCAGAACACCACCCCCAACCCCCCCCUAAAAAAAAAAA
Messenger RNA from Ylistrum balloti, 6101 nucleotides. RefSeq names its product BCL2/adenovirus E1B 19 kDa protein-interacting protein 3-like. The record is from RefSeq and is a predicted model, not a curated record. Gene Ontology annotation, biological process: mitochondrial outer membrane permeabilization; positive regulation of apoptotic process. NCBI's taxonomy places the organism in Eukaryota, Metazoa, Mollusca, Bivalvia, Pectinida, Pectinidae. Gene Ontology annotation, cellular component: mitochondrial outer membrane; mitochondrial envelope; nucleus. The transcript is spliced from 6 exons. The coding region runs from base 62 to 586 and encodes 174 amino acids.